AUGGCUCCCCACUUGCCCAUGAAUGCUCAGCCUUUUGUUCAGAAUCAGAUGGGAGACUUUGACGCGUAUCCAGGACAGUUUGGCUUCGAUGCUUCCCAAGUCCCCCAAUACCAGAAUGUCAGCGUUGUAGGACACCCGCCAUCUGGAUUUCCUCAACCAUACCCUCCACCACAACAGCAACACCAUGCAAAUCCCCACCACGGACAAACGCAUCCCCAUACAGGCCCGCAUCCUCAUCAUCCUCAUCACCAGCCUCACCCUCAUCCGCAGCAAGCCCAUCCCCACCCUCACCCCCAUCCGCACCACCAACAGCACCUGUCACAUCCUCAUCACCCGGGUAUUCAGCCCACAACAACCAUUGUUUCUCAUCGACUCCCUCAAGCCCAGCAGCAGCAGCAAGCCCAGCAGCAGCAACAGGCUCAACAGGCCCAGCAACAGCAGCAGGCGGCAGCAGCCCAACAAGCUCAACAGCAAGCCACACAGCCAGCACAGCCACACAGCCAGCAGCAGGCCAGCAGCAGCAGCAGCAACAGCAAGCCCAGCAGCAAGCUCAACAGCAGCAACAGGUCCAGCAGCAGCAGCAGCAACAGCAACAACAGCAAAUCCCCCCGGAAAACCGACGAAGACCGGCUAACAUAUCCCGACAGCAGCCUCCGGCAAAAGCAGUUGUUCAAACCCAGAGCCAGAAUGCUAGGCCUUUAUCCUAUCAGUACCCCCAUUCUUCGCCACCGCGGGGGAGCCCCGGCUCAACAAAGGUUUCAAAUCCCAAUCACGACGUUGACUUCCAAACCGAUGUCGACACCCUAAUGAAGGCGAUACAAGCAAGGCAACCUGUAGUAAUAAAAGCCGAAUCAAACUCACCUUCACCAGGUUAUCCCCAGCCCCGACAGCCACUGAAGAACCCGCCAGUAACACCAAUACAUCCAGCCGGUUUCCAGAAUAGAUCGCCCUAUACGAGCAACCCGUACGGCCAGAAUGGCUAUCCACCACAACUCAGCAGCAAUCUCCAGGCACAAGCGUCGGGGAGUGGGCUCGGUCUCCCCAAGUUGUUGGCCGAGGAUGAGGACCCAUCAUCCAGGGGGGGAAAGGAGGAGAAAAAGUCGGGUUCGCAGAAGGCGAAAAAGAGAUACGAAUGCGAUGUUCCCGGUUGUAACAAGAGCUUCUUUCAGAAGACACACCUCGAUAUCCACUCCAGGGCACACACUGGAGAUAAACCUUUUGUCGGUUUCCCCCAUUUUUCCUCAUUAUUUUCCCCCGCUUUAUUCCCAGCGGAUGGCCAUCCCCCCCCCCCCCCUCUCUCCUCCCUUCCUUUGCGGUUUCCGUUAAUCAUCACGCUCCUCGCUCCCUCAAUAUAGUUCGUAGUGCUGACAUUAGAGAUAGCCCUGUAGUGAACCUGGAUGCGGCCAGCGAUUUUCCCAGUUGGGUAACCUGAAGGUCCGUUCUCCUCCCGUGCUUAGACUCUGCUCUAUUUGCCCGUUUUCUGUAUCCAGGGGAUUUCAGCCCUCAUCUGUAUGUUGGUGAUUGAUUUUUUUUUUUGAUGUUCUCUUUUAGACACACGAGCGUAGACAUACUGGCGAGAAGCCCUAUUCCUGCGAUUUUUGCGGUAAACGGUUUGCCCAGAGAGGCAAUGUUCGUGCUCACAAGAUUGUACAUGAUGGCUCAAAGCCUUUUACUUGCCGGCUGGACAACUGUGAAAAGCAGUUUACGCAAUUGGGGAAUCUUAAGGUGCGAGCGCUCUCUACUCCCCCUACAGCCUACUGGAUGAAUCGCGGGUGAUAUUCCAUGUUUCGUUUUGACUACGCAUUUAUUAAUAUUUGUUCGCCGUGUGUGCCCCACAGUCCCAUCAAAAUAAGUUUCAUGCCGUAACUUUGCGGCAAUUGACAGAGAAGUUUGCACAAGUUCGGGAGGGUGACGACAUUUCAGCGGCGGACAGAGAGUUGUUCGAGUACUUUGCCGAGCUCUACAAGAACUCGAAUCGCGGCAUCAAGGGGAGGGGGAAGGACAGGAAGAUCACGGGCACAAAAAAGCCCAGAUUGGUUGAUGGGGAGAUGGGCAGCGAUGCUGGGCGUCAUGCGGGUGGUGACAUGCACUCGAUGACCUCCCCGAACGGUUCCUGCGGGAGCAACUCUAAUCCCGAUGGGGGAUUCGAUUUCUCGGCGGGGCAUAUGGACGAGGAGGAUGAGAGUUCUGUGGAUUCGCCAUACGAACAGCAGCAGCUUCCUCCCAUGAGGCCUGGCGCGGGAUCGGUCGCGAUGGUACCAAUGGGCGCUUACCCCGACGAUACCAUGGCGCUACAUACGGACAUGGCUAAGUACAGCUUGGACCGGAAGUUUUAACAGUAGGAUCAUUAUUUUUUUUGAUUUUUUUUGAAAAAGGAAAGAACAAAAAAAAAGCUUAUUUCUACAGUACAGUUUUUAUUUUGCGGCUCGGUAAUAUAUCUCCUGAUCUGCAUAGCCGUUUGGCUGUGUUUCCUUUUCCUUUUCCUUUUCUUUUUCCCUUUUUCUUUUUCUUUUUCUUUUUUUUUUUUUUUUAAAAUUUACCCCUUCUUUUUAACCUACUGUCACUUAUUUCCUUUUUUCUUGUUUUUUCUUUUUUCCUUUCUUUUCUUUUCUUCCUUCCCCGUACCCUGUUGCUCGGUUCUGAUCCGGGGUAAUCAGGCGAAAGGAAAGGGAAAGAAAGGAAAAUGGGCGUUGGCCGAUUAGCGGAUUUGUUCGUUUUUUUUUUUUCUUUUCAAUUAUCAUUUCCCUUCUUUCCAACUUUUCUAUUCCUUUGGUGUGGGGUGCAUUCAUUUCCUUUUUUUAUACCGUUCUGUGUUAAAAAAAAGUCUACCAUCAUGCGGCUGGUAAUAAUUCGAACCUUUUUUUUUCUCCCCCGCCUUCCGCAGACUAUUGCUUUUCAUCCAUCCUCUAUCUAUCUACGAUUUGUUAUUAUUUCCCGUCCCUACCGUACGUCCAUCUGUCCAUCCAUCCCACACAGAAAAGAAUCAAGGAAGGAGGGAGAAAGGAAAACGGAUGGAGAAGAAGGCGGAGAAAGAAGAGGAGGAAAAAAAAAAAAUCCGGAAAUCUCGGCACGAUUUGGGGGCGCUUGCUUACUUAUCUAGUUUGUUAUUUAUAGCUGGUGCUGUGGGUGCUUUUAUCAUCUCGUGGUUGAGCAUAGUUUGAAUUGUUGAUUUCGAUUUUGACACUUUUGAUUUGAGGUUACAAUUACCCUCCUCUGGUUCAUUUUGUCUCGCCCCGCUCUGCCUGCUGCGGUAUGGGAUAGGGUGGGCUGGGCUGGGCCGGCCUGGUUGGGUAUGGUACGGCAUGAUACGAUAGUUGCUCCUUCCUCCCUCUUCCUCGAUAUCUUUUUUGAGAGAGUGGAUAAAUGUGUGUGUGGUGUGUGGUGGGG
Messenger RNA from Tuber aestivum (summer truffle), 3387 nucleotides. The record is from the annotation of a GenBank genome assembly. NCBI's taxonomy places the organism in Eukaryota, Fungi, Ascomycota, Pezizomycetes, Pezizales, Tuberaceae.